This is a messenger RNA of Nerophis lumbriciformis (worm pipefish), 5235 nucleotides long. Lineage: Eukaryota; Metazoa; Chordata; Actinopteri; Syngnathiformes; Syngnathidae. The record is from RefSeq and is a predicted model, not a curated record.
AUGGAAACAGACCAGACCAGACAUGAGACGGAAGAAAGUUUGACCCUUAAGAAAAUUGGCACAUCAUGCAACAUCUCUAACAAACUCCAGAAUGGCGGGACCUUUUUAGAUGGGGAUACUCUUCAAAUUACUGGUGCUACAAACUGGAACAACUACAAGGCCAGCACAGGUUCCAACUCCAUGAAGAGACAAAAUGAAACUUGUAAUGACCCUGGAUCAUUACAAGGGCUGUUGGAUCAGGGAUCCUUUACGAUGAAUGGAGAUUUGAUGAAUGGAGAUUUCAAACAUGCACUCACUGAACAGCCAUUCCUGGUUGGUCAGAAUAAAAAAUUUAAAGUAGAUUCAGAGAUUGCUGAAUUGACAAAAAACACAGAAUAUGAGUGCAAUGCUCAGGCAGAUAUAAAAUUAGGAACCAGAAAUUGCACAAUUCCUAACGGAGAUCAUUUUCCUCUGCCAAGAAACAAACAGGUCUCAAUUAACGGUGCUGCACUUACCACCUCUACAAUAGAAAGUACACCAGGUGAUCUUUUGGAGAAAACUUUGUCUCAGUAUUACCCUGAGCAAGUAUCAAUUGCACCCCAGAGGUCUGGGUCAGAAGAUGCUAUGAAUUGUUCUCUUACAAAUAAACUGCCCAGUGACGAUCUUAUACCUUCGACUUUAACUUCAGACUUUCCCAAUUCUGCUCAGACACUUGAAACUCAACCACGACAGGCUGGGACAUCUGGUAUUGAAGACAGUGUCAAUAAUUUUAACUCUAUAAACUAUGUAGUGAAUGGAUACUCGAACAAUCAUGAAACAGAAUACCAGCAGAAAAAACAACAGCAUCAACACCUGCCACAGUCUUGCUCUAGCCACGAAGGAUCUCUUGGUCAGCUCCUUGGCAUGGCUCCAUCAUCAAACAUUGCCAACUCCUUGCAACAACAUAAAAACAGCCUACAGUCUUACCCUAAUGACUCAAAUCCUCAACAAGGGUAUCAGAAUAUUAAUCAUAAUUUGGAUCUCCCCAAUUUUAAAGAGUGCAACACUCAAAAGACAACUGAGACAGUAAUGGCAAAAUAUGAACCCUCACCCAACUCUGAAAUACAAAACAUGGCGCAAGUAGGGAAACCUGGGUCUGGUCAUGCUCACCAGUUUGGGAUUCAACGCAGACAUUUUCCACAGAAUGUUGAAAACAUACAAGGAUCUGACAGCAUGGUCACUAAGGGACCUAAUCCCCAGCAGUCAAUUCAGGUUGGAUUAGGAAACAGUAUGGAUAACACAACCCAGCAAACAGGCAACUUGUUGUGUUCUACCCUCCAGCAGGGCAGCUGGAUGGAACAGAACCCUGCAAAGCAACAGACAAGUGGAUUGUCAUCCCAGGCAGAGCAGGAAAAGGGGGGGUUGUCUGCCAAGGCCCUGUCAGACCAACAGAGACAUAGCCUACAAGUUCAAGGUCAGAUUUUGGACGAACAGUCUACACAAAAGUUUGAGCAACCUGGAAUGUUCAAACAAAACAUUCUGGGGUGUAACACUAUACAGGCCCAACAACUUAGUCUCCUAGGCCAAUCACAUUUGGCUUCAGCCCCAAACAACAAUGAUUCAGAAUGGCAGCAAUCCAAUUCUAACACAAAUUUAAUGCAGAAGACUCCACCCCAGAAAAAGCACUAUCAACAGACAGGGGGACAUUACCCCACCACUGUGCAGUCCGAGCACUUACACGACAACCCUGAACCGCAGGACACAUUGUCGCCUGACUUCUUUGCAACACAGCAACAGCAGCACUGUAAUCUUCCACGUCCACUGUCCCACCCGCCACAAUUUGAAGAACAGCAACUUAAGUCUCCCAUUUACAGACCUCACAGUCAGCCUCAGCCAAGUCAAAUUCAACUUAACCAGCAACCCAGAAACAACUCUUUUCAUCCCAGCAGUCAUGCCUGCUACAAAAACACAACAGAUAUUCAGAUACAAUGUCAAAGAUCGUUUUCCCCAAACUCAGUCACCACUGAGUCCAAGCAAUUUCAAAAGCAGCGACCCAAUAACUGCCACCCUUCGAAAAAUAUGGACUUCCCACAGACUUCUACACAAACAUAUCUGCAACAAGGUGCAACAAACAAACAAAUACCAACACAUGUACAUCCUAAGACCGAACACCAGCUGAACGCAUGUUCUCAGUUCCAAAGGGGAUCUCACUUGGGCUUGCCAAUUCCUCAAGGAGACUACCAGAGGCAUGAAACCUUACGCAUGCAUCUGUUACAACGGCAAGAGCGACAGGGCCCUCCCCAUUCUACACAAAGCACUUGGGAUAGCAAACAUGGUCUCGCGAAUAUAAAAAUUGAAAAUGAACCCAGAUUUAAUGCACUUGGCUCACAGCAGAAUCUGGGUGGAUUGCAAAUCAAGCAGGAGAAUCAAGAGUCUUCUUGUGAGAACAUUAGGCAGAAUAAUAUACUAGCUUCCAUGGAACAAAGCCUAAAACAGUACCAACUGUCUCCCGUGUUUGAGAAGAAAUCCUUCAUUCUCAAUUCAAAUAAAGUCAAAGUGGAAUCUUCUGGGCCCGUCACAAUCCUGUCAACCAACACCGGGAUGUGUAAAGUGGAAUCAUCUGGUGCUGCUAUGUCCACAAUGACUUUUAAAAGAACACCUGACUCAACACCCAAGAAAGAACAACUCUUACAGAGAUUCAUGGAGUCUCCGAUGAAGCUAUUAGAUACCCCCAUAAAAAGUCUACUUGAUACGCCAAUUAAAACACAAUAUGAGAUUGCAUCCUGCCACUGUGUUGAACAAAUCAGUGAGAAGGAUGAGGGCCCGUACUAUACUCACCUGGGAUCAGCGCCUACGGUUGCUGGUAUACGGGAGGAGAUGGAGAGAAGGUCUGGUUUACAUGGUCAAGCCAUCAGGAUUGAGAAAGUGGUGUACACUGGGAAGGAAGGAAAAAGUACACAGGGGUGCCCUAUUGCAAAAUGGGUAAUCCGCCGAGCCAGUGUAGAAGAAAAGCUACUGGUGUUGGUUCGAGAACGCACUGGACAUAAAUGUGACACUGCCUGCAUAAUUGUUGCUAUCCUAGUCUGGGAGGGCAUUCAACCCAGCCUAGCAGACAAGCUCUACCUUGAGCUAAGUGAAACUCUAACAAAACAUGGAGCCCUCACCCAAAGAAGAUGUGCUCUCAAUGAAGAGAGGACCUGUGCAUGUCAGGGAUUAAAUCCAGAUGCAUGUGGAGCUUCAUUCUCCUUUGGAUGCUCAUGGAGCAUGUACUACAAUGGCUGCAAAUUUGCAAGGAGUAAAAUUCCAAGAAAAUUCAAACUACAAGGAGAUGAUGUCAGAGAGGAAGAGCGAUUGGAGCAAAAUUUUCAACAUCUUGCAACCUUACUAGGCCCCUUGUACAAAACAAUGGCACCUGAAGCUUAUGGAAACCAGGUGGAACAUGAGCAGAGAGCACCCGAUUGUCGUCUGGGGGUAAAGGACGGUCGACCUUUCUCUGGGGUUACUGCUUGUCUGGACUUCUGUGCUCAUGCUCAUAGAGAUGUCCACAACAUGCAAGGGGGGAGCACUGUAGUAUGCACGUUAACAAGGGAAGAUAACAGAGAGAUUGGAAAAAUACCAGAGGAUGAGCAGCUCCAUGUCCUGCCACUGUAUAAAGUUGCCAACACAGAUGAGUUCGGCAGUGAGGGGGGUCAGCAGGAAAAAAUCCGCUCGGGUGCUAUUCAAGCCCUCAGUGCCUUCCGCCGCCAGGUGCGUAUGCUCGCUGAGCCUGCCAAGUCAUGUCGCCAGAAGAAGCUGGAGUCUAAGAAAGCAAACGCUAUCAAGAACAACAUGACAGACAACUCUCAUGAUAAGGCUGACAAAGUUACCCCUUCUAAGAUGAAAGCUGGGAAUGGUGAAAACAUCACUCUGAGCACACUUGUGCCAGGUGCUAUUGGAGCCUCUCAACAUCGAAAUCAACCGAUAGACUCCCUCGGAGCUCACUCUCAGCAAGUGCAGCAUCAACAGCACGAGAACAUUAUUACCUCUUAUACCGGUGCAACAAACGCUGCCAAAUACCUUCAUGGCCAUCCAGGAUCUUUUCCAAGCACUUCAACUCCAGGGAGCAUGUUUCCCCAUCAAUCCACAGCACCAGCAAGCCCUUACCCCUCCUCUGCCCAGGCUCCCAACUCGUUCAUUGAUGGAUCUAAACGUUCCUACCCUGGCUACCAAUGUAACGGUGGUAUGCCGCUUGAAAACUACCAUCCGUACUAUGCUUCAAACCAAAAGCAACUGGACAUGUAUCAACAACAACGGCAAGUGUUUUACCCAGAGCAGAAGUAUGCAACACAUCAGCGUUAUGAGGUCAAUUAUCCACCAAAUUAUGCUGAUCGAAGUUUACAAGUCAAUGGCUAUAACACAUCCGGCAUGAGGCCAGUUCACCCCAUGAGAGCUUUCAGUCCCUGUAAUCCUAAUGGAACCAUAGACCCUCAUUUUAUGGACCCCCUUUCAAGAGCGCCCUCCGCCCACAGAGUUCAAAACGUGACACCUGCAGGGGGUAACGGCAAUCAGUUUGGUAGACCUCCAAAUCCAUACUUGGGGAGUCCUCAAAUGUUCCCCACAGCUCAGCAACCGUUCCAUAUGCAAAUUAAGCAAGAAAUGGGUUUUGCUAACCCACAGAUGCUUGGUGCUCAUUUAAGUGGCGGCUACUUAAACCCAGAAACACAAACAGGAUUGGGUCUGUUAAACGGUAACCCAUUGUUAACUGGUAUCAAGCAAGAGCCUGGAAUUCCACAGAGACCCGCAACCCCACCAAAGCCAGAAAUCUGGUCGGACAAUGAGCACAACUUCUUGGACCCUGAAAUCGGUGGAGUGGCGGUGGCACCUAGCCAUGGCUCUGUCCUCAUCGAAUGCGCUAAACGGGAGCUUCACGCCACAACACCUCUCAAAAAUCCGGACCGUCAUCACCCAACACGUAUAUCCUUAGUCUUCUACCAGCACAAAAAUAUGAACGAGGCUAAGCACGGUCUGGCCAUGUGGGAAGCAAAGGUGGCAGAAAAGGCCCGGGAAAAGGAGGAAGACGCAGAGCGAAACGGUGGAGAGGGGACGCCGAGCAAAGGCAGCAAGAGGGGGACAAAGCGUGAACAUCCAGAGCCGUCUGAAUCUCUUGGGGAGCCUCCUUAUAAGCGUUUUAUAAAGACACUCAUUGAGGGGUCCUUAUCGUGCACAACCAACACCUACGUCAGUACAUCUCCGUAUGCCUUCACUAAGGUCACAGGACCUUAUAGUCACUUUGCCUAA